Molecule: messenger RNA, 1262 nt
Organism: Nerophis lumbriciformis (worm pipefish)
Lineage: Eukaryota; Metazoa; Chordata; Actinopteri; Syngnathiformes; Syngnathidae
Product: immunoglobulin superfamily member 11
Source: RefSeq, a predicted model, not a curated record
AAGACAGCCAAACUUGAGUGUGACAGAGGUGAUGUUGGCUGUCGCUCGAUUCAUUAAUCAUGCAUGCCUAGUUCUGUUGGCCACUAGUUAGUUAGGAGACAGGAGUGCGGCUUGUUCUUCACAUUGCUUCCAUGGCUUCCUCUGGAGAAUGCACGCUCUGGAACAUUCUAAGUGUUUGCUUCACAGCACUGCAGACAAGUGGUCUGGUGGUGACCGUGAAGGAGUCCACCAUCGAAGUGGUCCGAGGAGAUUUUGUCAUCCUGCCUUGUUCCUUCUUCACCUCCAGCCCACUUUCAAGACUCAACAUCAUCUGGACACUUGCUCCCUUCUCCAGUCCAUACUCCCCCAUUCAGGUGAUCGUGUUUGACCACGGCCAGAUUAUAGAAGACCCCUCCCUCAUUGGUAGGGUGGCUUUCACAGCUAUUCCAUUAAGUGGCGACAUCAUGGUGAAUGACACGCGUGUAUCAGAUGCUGGCGUUUAUCGCUGCAUGGUCAACAAUCCUCCCGAGACUGCGGAUCCUGGCAUAGGAGAACUGGUCCUCAGAGUGCUGGUGGCGCCCUCGCUGCCGGCGUGUGAGUGGGAAGGCAAACUGGCGACGGGAGGAAGUGUCACCCUGUCGUGUUCUGUAGCAGAAGGGAUUCCCACUCCUGACAUCCACUGGGAUAAACUCAACCCUGAGGAGAUUUCUCUUCCCAUCAACAUGGAAGACGAUCUGUCCGGCUCCGUCCAAAUCGUCAACGUGUCGUCUCAGACGUCAGGCUUGUAUCGUUGCUCCGCCUCCAACGUCCUGGGGACCGAGAACUGCUACGUCAACCUGUCCGUCUACAGCGCAUUGGCCGGCAACUCCUCAGGGAUCCUGCAGGGGGUGCUGUUGACCUUAUCCAUGGCUCUCAUGCUGCUGGCCCUGCUGCUGCUCAGCUUGUGGCUUCACCGCACAGGUCAAGACGGACGAUGGAAGACCUCCGAGGAAGAGGAGGAGGAAGGUUACAAUGAGAUCCGCUACACUCCAUCACUGAUAAAGCGUUCCUUUGUUUGACCCGCUACGAAGACGCCAUAUUGGUUUAGAAAUAAACAAUCCAUACUCUCACUUUCCUUCUUCUAACUCACACUGUAGCCAUGGCCAAAGGUAUACAUUAUUAGGGGAAAGGUGCAUUACUGCCAUCUAGUGGUGGAAGAAUAAUAAGCACCAAAGUACUGCCCCAGUCUUACGAGCAAAAGUAAAAUAGUAUGAGACUAAAGCCUUUUUUUUUUUUAGAAAGAA